AUGAUCUCUAGCAUCAGCGGAUUCCUUAGCCUCAACAACCUCGACAUGGCGAGCGGUGCGAACGACGUCAUCGUCGUGCGUCACUCCGAUGGCAGGCUCUUCAGCACGCCAUUUAACGUGCGGUUUGGCAAGGUGAAGGUCCUGCGCCCGAGCGACAAGGUGGUGCAGGUGGAGGUGAACGACAGGCCGACCUCGGCCGUGAUGAAGACGGGUCCGGACGGCGAGGCCUUUUGGCUUCAGCCGACGCGUGCGUCCGAGGGAGGCGUCGGAAGGCCCGAGUCGCCGCUUGCCUCCGCCGCGGCGUUUCCAGGUGGCAGCGGCAGCCAGCAGCGUGGCAGCCGCAACAGCAGUGCGGCCGGAAGCUUGGAGGCUCUGCCGCCGACGGAGCCCCUCCCGGCGGCGGCGGCGUCGUCGUCGUCGUCAUCCACUGAGGCGAAGUCAGACAGCACUGCUGCGACGGGGCCUCUUCUGGAGGAGGACAAUGAGGGGCAUCUCAAGGUGAAUGCGGUGGCGCGGAAGUCGGUGGAUGACCUCAAAGAGGUGCAGCUCGCCGAGGAGACGGUUGUCGCGGCGAAGAUGGCAAUGCAGCGGAUUGCGCAAAUGACCAUAGAGUAUGACGAGUACCUGCGUGAAGCGGCGCUGCAGGAGGAGAGGGAGGGGAUACUCUCACGUGAAAUGGGCAAGCUGGAGAGCCGCUCUGAAGCCUCCGAGAAGGCGUCACUAGUCGACGCGGUUGACCGCCCGAGCGCGGCCGCUGGCGAAGACGACGAGAAACCAGUCAUCGUCCCCGUUGAGGCUCAGCAUGAAGCGGCGGAGGGUGCAGGAGAAACACCGCCGCUGCGGGCGGCGGACGGAGGGGGGGAGGUGCGCCCGGAAUCUUUCGCGACGCCGAAUCACAGUGGCGUCGCAGAUCCUGCGACAAGCCUCGCUGCAAGUGACGAGGGGUUUGACACCUUGGACGACGACUACCUUUUCGAGGACGCUGUCCACCCCGAUGAGUACGUGGUGAACUUCGACAGCCACCACGCAGGCGAGGGCCCGUCGACGGCCCCUGCGGGUCAUGAGGCGGGGAGUAGCGGCCCCUCCGCGAUGCCGGUAGUCGGGUCCUCACCAGCCGACCCCCACAGUGCCCACCCUGCCGAUGAGGCAAGCGAAGAGGAAAACGAAGUGGUCUACUUCACUCGAACGCUUAUCCCCACCGAGGCGGACUUGCGCAAGCUAAACUUAGUAGACGGGCACAACAAGGUGCGGUACAUUACACACAGUGCACUGCGCGGUGAGGUGGCGGUGGAGGCCAAUGUUUACCUGUGGGACAGCACCGAUCGCCUUGUUGUGAGUGACGUGGACGGCACGAUCACGAAAAGUGACUUAUGGGGUCAUCUCAUGCCACUCUUUGGCCGAGACUGGACGCAUCCGGGCAUCUGCUCUCUCUACAGCAAGAUUGACCGCAAUGGGUACAAGUUUGUCUACCUCACCGCCAGAAGCGUGUCGCAGGUGGGCAUGACGCGUAAUUUCCUGUGGAAAAUUGAACAGGAUGGUUGUCGUCUGCCAAAGGGCCCUGUGCUGACGGCCCCGCAGCGCUUUUUCACUGCGCUGACGCAGGAGGUCUCAAAGAAGUCGCACGUAUUCAAAAUUGCAUGCCUCAGAAGCGUCUUGGACACAUUCCCUCCGCACAGUAAGCCGUUCUACGCCGGCUUCGGCAACCGCUUCAGCGACGUGGUGAGCUACACCGCCACCCAAAUCCCACAGCACAAGAUCUUUAUCAUUGACCCCAACAGCGUGCUGCAUGUAUAUAACGUAAAGCAAACCUACAAGAACCUCGCUCACCUUGUUGACGUGACCUUUCCGCCUGUUGUGAAGCGAGCUCAACAGCAUCACCAUCAUCCCUUGAGGCAGCGGGAGACAUGUGGGCAUCCGUCGGCGCCCCGCGGCUCCGCCGACGCUGAACUGAGCACCAAUGGCUCGGUUGCCGCCGUAACGGGGACGGCGGGGGGCGGCUCGCACGUUCCCUUUUCCUCCGAUGGGGGCGAGUCGCCGUCGUCGUCCUGCGGUGAUGGCCGACGUGUAACCUCCGCUCCCUCGGUUGACGCGGGAGUUCCCGCGGAAGGCAACACCCGGCGGCCUCAUGCAACGGUCGCCACCGCGCCGCUCGAGGGCCAUGUGGAGGUGGCUAUUGAUCAGGAGUUUCACUCAUUUCUGUACUGGCGUGUUCCGCCGGCUGAUCUCGUGACUGCAAAAAAGGAGGCAAAGGAAGACGAUAACGCUUCUAACGAGGCGAAACCGCAGAAGCCACAAACAGCCCGCAGAUGGUUGACCUUCAGCCUUGGCACAAGCAGCCAGAAUAAUACCAGUGUUGGGUCUAGCCAAAAGGGUGAAGAUGAAGUUAAGGCCCAACCUGUUUUUGGAGCGACUGAGCCAGCAGCAGCAGCUGCGCUUGACGCUGGUGUUCCAAAGACUGAUGGGACUGCGCAGGCGCUGGCACGAUUGGCCGAAGCCGGUUCCGCACUGGAAGGGUUUGGGAAGGAAAUUGCUUAA
This is a messenger RNA of Trypanosoma conorhini, 2535 nucleotides long. Its product is annotated as putative lipin. Bases 1 to 2535 code for a protein of 844 amino acids. Gene Ontology annotation, molecular function: phosphatidate phosphatase activity. The transcript has a single exon. NCBI's taxonomy places the organism in Eukaryota, Euglenozoa, Kinetoplastea, Trypanosomatida, Trypanosomatidae. The record is from RefSeq and is a predicted model, not a curated record.